GAAGUAUUUUUUUCGGAGCUGUUAAAUGGUAUCCCAAUCGAUUUUUAGAAAGUUUUGUUUGCUGCUUCUGGCACUUGAGGGCUGUGAGGGCAAACGUAAUUGGGACUACGACCCGAUAUUCCUUACCGGCAACAGCUCAGAUGAGACUAAGCUGAAGCCCGAUUUUCGUGUAGAACGCGUGGGUCGCUACGAAGUUGGCUUUUCGGGCACCCUGGACUGGCAAUAUGAUAUCGAUAACACAACUAUGGUUGAGGUACAGAUCUUUCGCAGCUCAAGCGGCAGCGAAAGUGACUACCGACUGAUCCCCUUCGCUGUUCCAAAGAGACCUCUUGCGACUACAAAGGCCAUAUACGAUGAUCUGUUAUAUGCCAAUAUUAAACACUGUUCUAAUAUGCCCCGAUUUGAAGGGGAUGCUUUGCUUCCAUGGCCCAGGAAUCUGUACAAAUUUCAUAUGUGUGACUUCAGAAAUGGAUUAUUCCCUGAAAUACUAAUGGAUGGUUUCUAUAAGAUUAAGAUCAUCGUGACUGGCGAGGUCGAGUGGAGCGUGACUUUUGUUUCAAGGAUAAGGACAACAUUAUUCUAAUGGAAUGAACAUAAUAUAGGGAAAAUUUAAUCUGGGCUUAGUUGCAUUUCACGUAAUAUUACUAGCUAUGCUCUGCACCUUUUGCUGUUUUGCUUUUUUGCUUGGUUUGUUAUUUAGUUUAACUUAUUCAAAAGCGAGAUGCUCCUCUUUCUUCGAAUCUAU
Molecule: messenger RNA, 745 nt
Organism: Drosophila montana
Lineage: Eukaryota; Metazoa; Arthropoda; Insecta; Diptera; Drosophilidae
Exons: 3
Coding region: 26-583 (185 amino acids)
Source: RefSeq, a predicted model, not a curated record